Molecule: messenger RNA, 2269 nt
Organism: Scaptodrosophila lebanonensis
Lineage: Eukaryota; Metazoa; Arthropoda; Insecta; Diptera; Drosophilidae
Product: N-acetylgalactosaminyltransferase 6-like
Exons: 5
Coding region: 262-2142 (626 amino acids)
Cellular component (GO): Golgi apparatus
Source: RefSeq, a predicted model, not a curated record
UUUCUGCACCAGGAUAAGGCAGCAGGAUCUGGGUGAAGCCGCAACUCUCCUAGAGAUAAAAACCGAAAGAAACUUUUAAAGCUGAGCUGUUCUUCACAUCUAGGAGAACACGCAGAGGAUUAAAGGAGGUGAACAGGAUCAGGGCAACAAAACGAUAUCACAUCAACUGUGAAAUUAGACUCUGAUGCCAUAAUCGCGUUACCGAUAGCAUACUUAUGCCUAUUAAGCCUCGUUCUAAUAAGUCAAUAGCCAGAUAACAAAAUGCUUCCGCAGCAUUCAAAUCCGCAUUUAAAGCUUUCAUUUGUUGUGUUUAUUAUUCUCAAUGUGCCGAUGGUGAUAAUACUUAAUGCCAACUGGAAAUCGUUCAUUCGUACUGAUAUAGACUGGGGUUCAUCAGUAAAGCCAUAUGGCAUGGCAGGAGACAUUCUGACAACAUUUUCACAACCCGUUGCAUCUGACAAAAACACUAGUGUUCAUGACACUGAACCGGGGCAGUUAUCUAUUGGAGAAAAGAAGGACUGGCACGAUUAUAAGGCCAUGGAACGCGAUGCCAAGCGUGUGGGAAUUGGUGAGCACGCCAGGCCGGCGAAGCUGAAUAUUUCGACUCUCGGUCUGCAGCGUAAAUUGUAUGCCAGAAACGUAUUCAAUGCACUGCUCUCCGAUUAUAUAUCGGUGAAUCGUUCAUUGCCGGACGUAAGGCAUAAGAAAUGUAAAAAAAAACUAUACUUGAAGAAGCUGCCAAUGGUGAGCAUUAUUGUCAUUUUCUACAACGAGCACAAAAGUAUUCUCCUUCGGUCCGUGCACAGUUUAGUUAAUCGCUCACCGCCCGAGCUAGUAAAGGAAGUAAUUCUUGUGGACGACUUUAGCGAACUCGAAUCGCUGCACGAUUCUUUGGACAACUACGUAGCCCAACACUUUACGAACGUUCGAAUAUUGCGUCUGAAGAAGCCUUCGGGCCUGAUUAGCGCACGCUUGGCAGGAGCACGUAAUGCUACCGCCGAGGUUUUAAUCUUUAUGGACUCACACGUCGAGGCCGGAUAUAAUUGGCUGCCACCACUGUUGGAACCUAUUGCGUUGAAUAGUAGGACAGUAAUGUGCCCUACUAUUGAUUAUAUAGAGGGGUCAACUUUUACUUAUGGAAAAUAUGAUGAGGGGCGUCUUGGGGGUUUCUCAAAUGAUUUUGGGUAUGCAAAAAUUAAAAGGCCGCGUGAACAUGUGAAGCAUGUUUGGGAGCCAUUCAAAAAUCCAGUCAUGAUGGGUGGAUCUCUAGCUAUAUCUGCGAAGUUUUUUUGGGAACUGGGUGGCUACGAUGAAGGUCUUUUAGUUUACGGAGCUGAACAAUUCGAGCUAAGUUUCAAGAUAUGGAUGUGUGGAGGCGAGCUAUACGAAGUACCUUGUUCCCGUGUUGCUCACAUAAGUCGUGAUUCGCAUUUGCAUCUCUAUAAGCGGAAAAACUCACCGAGCUCUGUUUAUAACUACUUGUAUAAGAAUAAUAAACGCGUGGUCGAGGUAUGGAUGGAUGAUUACAAGAAGUUUUUGUAUCAACGACAUAAGGAAUAUAUAGGUAUUGAUCCCGGUGAUCUCACCAAACAGAGAGCAUUGCGGUCUAAAUUAAAAUGCAAAUCUUUCAAGUGGUAUUUGAAAAACGUGGCUUUCGAUGUUGUUAAUAGAUACCCCCCUUUUGAGCCGCUCGAUUAUGCUCAUGGUGUCAUACAAAAUCUUGGAAAUCCAGAAUUGUGCGUGGACUCGCGCACAAAGCCUGUUGGCGUGAAAGAAUGUGAUGGGAAUUUGGAGCAUCCACGGCGUUCACAAUUCUGGGCACUUACCUGGCGUCGGGACUUGCGCUUAAAAGCCGUAAGACGUGCCUGUAUCGAUCCUAACACGUUCGAAACUAGGGCACCACUUUGGAUAACUCUUUGCCAUACCCAAGGUGGAAACCAGUAUUGGUUCUACGACCACAGAGCCAAGCUAUUAAAGCAAGGACAGCAUAACCAACGCUGUCUCGAGUUGUUGCCGCAAAGCAAGGAGCUGAUCAUCAAUAAGUGCAACAAUACCAAUAUAUAUAUGCACUGGCAUUUUGGGUUUAUUAACCGGACUGCACUUGAUAAUUACAAUAUUAACUAUAAAUUUACGGAUUUUUAAGUAGUAUUCCAUCAUCAUCAAGCAGGUUCAACUCUUAAAUAUCCUGUUCCACCACACAAAAAAAAAUUAUUAAAAAAUUUAAUUAAUUAAUAAAAUAAAAUAAACAAGAAAGGAAUGCUAAAGUCGA